Molecule: messenger RNA, 537 nt
Organism: Ascochyta rabiei
Lineage: Eukaryota; Fungi; Ascomycota; Dothideomycetes; Pleosporales; Didymellaceae
Exons: 4
Coding region: 1-537 (178 amino acids)
Source: RefSeq, a predicted model, not a curated record
AUGUCUGACGGCCUCAACGAUGCUCGAGCUAUGCGGAUAGCAGAGAUUAUGACGGAUUUUCGCAAUCUACAGCACUACCUGAGUCAAUUGCGCGCCACGCCGACCGCGGAGGAGUACUACCUCGAAGGCUACUCACUCCUUCGGUCGUGCGCGAGCGAAGCCCAAACCAUCCUCCAAACCCCUUUCUCCGCCAGUACAGGGGCUUCCACAGGAGAUCCCGAGCGCGAAAGGCAACAACUGAAGACUAUCGUCACAGACGCAGCAGUACGACGAUUUCAGUGCCAAAGAGCGUACCUGAGGGCGCACGCAGGAUUGAGAUGGGUGAACUCGCGUUACAGUAUUCUGCGAGGUCAGAAGCCGAACUCAAGCCAUUUUCCAGCGUUACAGCAAGUUGAUGGCACGCUGCGAAAUGAGCUCCUUGCUAUCACAGACACCUACGUUGAAAGCACACUCCGCAGCCAGGAUACCGCUCAGGGCAAGUGGCUCGCCGAGGACCCUUCGCUCUCUCAGAUCCAGCAACAGCUCAUGCGCCGGUGA